Messenger RNA from Danio aesculapii, 1467 nucleotides. Its product is annotated as histamine H3 receptor. Lineage: Eukaryota; Metazoa; Chordata; Actinopteri; Cypriniformes; Danionidae. The record is from RefSeq and is a predicted model, not a curated record. The transcript has 3 exons. Gene Ontology annotation, biological process: adenylate cyclase-activating adrenergic receptor signaling pathway. Gene Ontology annotation, cellular component: membrane. Bases 40 to 1407 code for a protein of 455 amino acids. Gene Ontology annotation, molecular function: histamine receptor activity.
UUCCCCGCCGCGCGCUGAAGUUAACGCUCCCCUGAAGGGAUGAAAACUCUCCUGUCAUCUUCGGCAGCGGGAAAAGCUUCACACGAUGACUUCAGACCUGUUGCUGCUUCGCCAAAUGUCCUCGAUCUGACCAUGGUUACCUGCUUCAACACCUCCGGCUCCAACGGCACGACCGUCAGCCCGGCGGAGGCUCCGUUUCCCGGAUACACGAUGGUCAUUCUGGCGAUACUGAUGGCAACUCUGGUGGUCGUGGUGGUGGUGGGAAACGCGCUGGUUAUUCUCGCUUUUGUCGUGGAUAAGAGCCUCAGAAACCAGUGCAAUUACUUCUUCCUUAAUUUGGCCAUCUCAGACUUCCUUGUUGGAGCUUUCUGCAUCCCGCUCUAUAUGCCCUACAUUUUGACGGGCAGAUGGAUGCUGGGUCGGGGACUCUGCAAGCUGUGGCUGGUGAUGGACUACUUGUUGUGCACGGCGUCUGUCUUCAAUAUUGUCUUAAUCAGCUAUGAUCGAUUCCUGUCUGUAACCAGAGCUGUGCGGUACCGAGCCCAGCAGGGCGUCACACGUCUGGCAGUCCUCAAGAUGUUGGCAGUCUGGGUUUCGGCAUUCCUCCUCUAUGGCCCGGCGAUAAUCUUCUGGGAGCUGCUGGUGGGAGAAAGUAUCGUUCCCGAGGAUGAGUGUUUUGCUGAGUUUUACUGCACGUGGUACUUUCUGCUCUCGGCGUCCACCUUCGAGUUCUUCUCUCCAUUCAUCUCUGUGGCCUUCUUCAACUUCAGCAUCUAUCUCAACAUCCAGCGCAGAAACCGCAGUCGGAUGGCGCAUGUGGAAGCGGAAAAAGAGGACGGAUGGAGGGUUAUCGACGGACAAACUUCGUCAGUGUUUUUCGUUAAAACACGUAAAGUGUCGUCGAGUGAACCGGCGGCGGUUUCAGCCGUAAUCGAAGACGAUGAAGAAGUUUCGCCAUCAUCUAGUGGUGAUCCCAGCAGCACACAUUCAGUUUCUUUAACAAUGAAGGCUACGAUUAAAAAACGAGGGAUGUUCGGGGGAUGGGUUCGGACACGGAUUAUUCGAGCGCAGGAAGUGGCGAAUCCUUGCGCGCCUUGCCGAAGCGGCGGACACGCGCGUCUUUCUAGAGAUAAGAAGAUUGCAAAGUCUUUGGCGGUCAUCGUGUGUGUUUUUGGGGUGUGUUGGGCGCCGUACACACUGCUGAUGAUCAUACGGGCAGCCUGCAGUGGUAGCUGUGUGGAGCAUCAUUGGUACGAAGUCACAUUUUGGCUUCUUUGGCUUAAUUCGGCCAUCAAUCCCUUCCUCUAUCCACUGUGCCACAGCAGCUUCCGGCGAGCGUUUGCUAAGAUUUUGUGCCCGAAGCGACAGUCUGUUCGACCACACGAGGAAAGCCCUUCAUGCCCAUGACAAUCUGACAGGGAUUUCAAUGCUGGAUGUUGAAGGAAAAUGCGAAACGUUGACGCACAA